Molecule: messenger RNA, 4055 nt
Organism: Esox lucius (northern pike)
Lineage: Eukaryota; Metazoa; Chordata; Actinopteri; Esociformes; Esocidae
Gene: nxph2a
Product: neurexophilin 2a
Exons: 3
Coding region: 695-1525 (276 amino acids)
Molecular function (GO): signaling receptor binding
Source: RefSeq, a predicted model, not a curated record
CUGCGUCUAUCAGCGCGCAGAGAGCGGAGCGGAAGCUUGCAAUAGCCACAUCGAGGAAACUACGACAGGACAUACCGUGGAAGAGGAUACUCCGCACCCCACACAGAAUAUUGCAGUAGUACCACCAUCGUGUUACCAUGGCACACCGGAAUGGUCUCUGACUUAAACUAUGCAUGCUCUGUUGCAAAACAUCAUUCUCGCAAGACACUGAGUGUAAACACAUUAUGACAUGCAGCUCACGAAAAAAAGUUUUCAAAAAAAGAGCAGACGACAGAUGCAAAUCGCUAAGAGGCUUUAAGGCUGGACUUGAAGCGAGUCACAGAAGAUUAAGUAUUGUCUUAAAUUGACAACACCGAAUGCAGCAGUCACUGGGAAUGUAUUUGGACAGAAAAGUCUUGUAGCAAUUGCAGGUAUUAUUUCAAAAAAGAAAACACGUUUCUGCUUUGGAUCAAUAAAUCAGUUAAUAAGCCAGAUCGGUCGGGUCCCGGGAGACUACUUGUCUGAAGUGGAAGGAGUGUAUGGAUUCACCGCCUGUCCGGAUCUAACGGAGGGAGAACAGGUUACAGAGAACAGGCAUUGGGAGAAAGUACAAGCGGAUUGCAGCGAUGACAUCUGUACGUUCAUCCAGUUUUCCCAAAAUGUUCCAACGUGGAUUUAAUCAUUCUUCCUAAAUACACCCUGAGAGACAGCAAAUAUGAAAACACCAGGAUCAUUCGUGUUAAUUUUCCUCCUACAUCAGGUGUGGUGCAGGAAGGUACAGCAGCAUUUCCAGGCAGUAGCAGAGACAGAGCUGAUAGAGUGGGGGCAGGUGGAUCAUGAGGAGAAUUUCUCCCCCAGUGGAGCCGGGGCAGAGGCCAGCCCCAGAGUCCUCAAUCCCCUGAGGCUGUUUGCCAGAGGGGUCCCAGGGGCCCCCAGCCACAAAAACAACCCCAUCAGGGACAUGGCAUACGAAGAGAGCAUGGAGGACUUCUGGGAUUGGUUAUCCAACCAGACAGAUGUUCAUGGCAGCCAGGCCAGAGCCAAACGACGACCCAUUGUUAAGACGGGCAAGUUUAAAAAGAUGUUUGGCUGGGGGGACUUCCAUUCCAACAUCAAGACCAUCAAACUCAAUCUGUUGAUCACCGGAAAGAUUGUGGACCACGGUAAUGGGACGUUCAGUGUCUACUUCCGCCACAACUCCACCGGCCUCGGGAACGUGUCGGUCAGUCUGGUGCCACCAUCUAAAGUGGUGGAGUUUGAGAUUGCUCAGCAGUCCACUCUUGAGACAAAAGACUCCAAAGCUUUCAACUGUCGUAUUGAAUAUGAGAAGACAGACCGCAACAAGAAGACCGCUCUGUGCAGCUUUGACUCCUCCAAGGUGUGUUACCAAGAACAGACCCAGAGUCACGUCUCUUGGCUCUGCUCCAAGCCCUUUAAAGUAAUCUGUAUCUACAUCGCAUUCUACAGCGUGGACUACAAAUUGGUGCAGAAGGUCUGCCCAGACUACAACUACCAUAGUGACACUCCCUACUCCUCCACUGGCUAAUCGAGUUCUUUAUAUGUGGCUGUUGGUAUCUUUGCUCCGCAUGUACAUCAAGUCUGUUUGGACAUUGGGCAGUUGACGUUGACUCACGUAACCAAAAUUACCAAUGCUUUACAAUGAAAAAUAACCCAGGCUAUAGUGUCCACCUUCACCAAAGAAAAAAUCUCAACAAAUCUAGAUCUUCAGUCUCUAGGACAGCAACAUAUCGGUAUUCAGGUUAAACAUGUCUUCCAUCAGAUAAAUCCGAUUCCAUCUCUCUUCUUUUUUACUAUCCAGUGGGCUACAAUUACAAAACACACUUCAUAUAAUACUAUAUGCAUUGUAAUCUCACCGUGUCUACACAUCACGAAAAUGGAUACAAGGACACACAUUAUUUGAUUGCUAAGGGUACUGAUUACCUGAUGACAAUUAGGUAGUGUUCCAGAGAUUAUUAAUGUGAAUCUAUUUAUGUGAGUUUUUCAUUUUAUGGGGGGUGAAGACUAUAAUCUAACUUAGCCCAAUUUCUAAACAGACACGCUUAUGCUCUGUUUGACCACACAUUGACCAAUCUUGGUUUACAGCUCUGCUUAACCUCAAUAUAACCAAGCCUAGUUAAAGCGAUCUGUUAGAAAGAUGAACCGUGGUUUACCGUUCUGACCAGCCCAUAGAUGAACCCAUGACAGCCCUUGUGUUCCUCGUUAUCACUAUGUUCUCAGUAAAUGCCUGUCCAGAUGUCUGGUAGUAGGGUAGACCAUAGGCUCUUACAGUCACACAGGACACUGUAGACCUGUACAAUAGCAUUAACAUCAAAUCACUUCCUAGGCUUGAAAAAAGAACGUCAGAUGUUCUGUUUUCUUCCAGGCCUUUUAAAAGAGGGCAUCUUGAUGUUCUAAAGAGAACAAGCAAACAUUUCCUUUUUAUUCGUCUAUUUUUUCCAUAAGAUGUUCAUUUACCUCAAAAAGAUAGAACGAUUUGGGCUGAAUUCCCCUUAAAUUUAUAUUUUUAACACCAAACCCACCACUGGUGUGUUUGGCUAGGGCCCUAUGUUUCUGUCAUUUUUGGCCGUAUAUACCUGUGGUGGAUAUUUGAUGGUAUGGGACAAUUUUGCUUCCACUUGUCCUGACGCCUUUGUUAACUCAUUUUCAUAAACAUUAAAGUGCCAGGACUUACCGCCGGUAAGUGGAUCAUCCAGUGGGAGAUUAACCCUGAGCACACAAAGUGUGGUAAAAGAAAUGGGUUAUUGACCACAAAUUCCACAUUUUGCAAUGGGUCAGUGUCCCCUAUUUAAAAAAGGAAGUAUAGAGGAUCUCAAGGUUCUGGAAAGAUUCUAUAUGGAGUAUUGAUCCCUUCAGAUGUGUUCUUCGGUCAUCAGUGUAGUUAUCCUCCAUAAAAAUUAUCCCAGAGUAUGAAAAAGGCUGUCAAUAAUUAAAGUUGUAUUUACGAAAAUGAAAGAAUUUCUAAGAAAUUAUUUUCUUUAAGGAAUUUUGACUAAAAUAAUAUAACUUCCAACAUUUCUGUAUAGCUCAGUAUUGGUAUUAUUUAUUAAGUAUUUUCUCUCAUUAAGGGUGCCAAUAUAAAUGUAAAUGAGUUAGUGGACAGGACUAUUUAGUGAAUCGGUCAGGCUGCUAAAAUGACUUUGUCAUGGCGCUGAACGCUCAGGAAUCCUCCUGACACGGCGCUGACUGCUCAUGACUCCUCCUGACACUGCCUGACUCUUUAUGGCUUCUAUUAACAUUCAUUAAAGACAAAUGACUAUUUAGUUAGCGUGACGGAGGAAACAAAAUGCCCUAAGUUAAAAUGCUACUCUUGACUGAUAACAUGCCAGUGAUCACUACGCAGAGGUAGCCUUGGGAUAAUAUUAGCGAUGACAAGAGCUGCGUGGGGGAGUCCUUAUGUUACACUGCUCCUCUGUAGGACACUCAAGCCCUUGAGAGUUAACUCCCCAAACUCUCAACUCACUGGAAGACAGCUGAUACUGUGCUGCAUUAAUGCUUGUUUAGCCUCCUCACACAGCAAACUGAUAUGAUUGGCUGUCUCCUCUAGGGCCACUGGAUAAAAGCUGUGAUUGGCUGCCUUCUCUAUGUCCACAGGAUUAAGGCUUUGAUUGGCUGCCUUCUCUAGGACCACAGGGUAAAUGUUCUGAUUGGCUGCCUCCUUUAGGUCCAUUAGAUAAAUGUUCUGAAAUUCUCUGUUCCAUUCUGACAAAAACAAACACCACCAACUUCCCUCAAUAAAGGGCCGACAAUUCAAGUCGCUCCAAAGUGUUUAAAUUUUUUGACAUAUGAUUAGAAUGGAUCAUUAGGUUCUCAGGUUCCAAAUGAUUACAUAAAAAUACAUUAAGUGGCUAGCCUGCUAUGAGUUGGAAAGAUUUGUUUCAUGCCUCUCAAAUCCUUUUUGAAAGCUGUAAAUUAAACUAUACUAUAGAAAUGACAAGAACUGUAUAAUAAUGAACAACUGAAUUUAAGUUAAUCUAUGUUACUGAUUUAGUUCUAAUCCUUUUGUGAAAUGUAAAGUGUGUUAUAUAUAUAUAUAUAUAUAUAUAUAUAUAUAUAUA